AAGACGAUAAAAUAGAGAAAAGGAGUAGAAUAGAAAUAAGGGCAAAGAUCAUACGAAAAUGGGGAGGAGGAAGCUGGAAAUAAAGCGAAUCGAAGAUAAGAACAGCCGGCAAGUCACUUUUUCAAAACGCCGUUCCGGCUUGUUCAAGAAGGCUCGUGAACUCUCCGUUCUUUGCGACGUCGAGAUCGCUCUCGUCAUCUUCUCCAGUCGCGGCAGGCUUUACGAGUUCUCCGGAGGCAAGAGUUUGGUCAAGAUUCUUGAACGCUACUAUGGACAAGAAUCUGAGGCUUCAAAAGAUGAUACUGAAGCAGUCCUUUCACUUACAGAGCUACUUCAUAUGGUUCAAAGUCGAGUAGAAGAACCAAGUAUUGAGCAGCUGAGCUUGAUGGACCUUGAAAAACUAGAGAUGCAACUUGCUGCAGCACUUUACAGAACAAGAGCUAGAAAGACACAGCUGGUGCUGGAGACCAUUUUGACCCGCCAAGAAAAGGAAAAGUUGUUGAAAGCAGAAAAUGAUGUAUUAGAGAGGGAGAUUGCAGCAAUGGAGAAGAAUGAAGAUUACGGGAGUGAAAUGGGGACAGGGUUGAUGAGCAACACAGAAAACUUGGGUCAUCAUCAUCUUCCCCACAUGCAAACCCUUAUGCUGCUUCCGUAAUAAGAUGGACGGGUCAAACAAAAUGCGGUGGCACCGAUUGCCGAUGCGAAAUUAUUGAAUAAACAUGGUUAGUGUUAUUUAUUGUCGUCGUCUCGUUUUUCAAUGUCCUUCGUUUGUGGUUACGUCGGGGCAUACUAAAAGUAUUAAAUUAUAACCGUAACGUA
Molecule: messenger RNA, 819 nt
Organism: Hibiscus syriacus
Lineage: Eukaryota; Viridiplantae; Streptophyta; Magnoliopsida; Malvales; Malvaceae
Product: protein MADS AFFECTING FLOWERING 5-like
Exons: 8
Coding region: 59-655 (198 amino acids)
Biological process (GO): positive regulation of transcription by RNA polymerase II
Cellular component (GO): nucleus
Molecular function (GO): protein dimerization activity; DNA-binding transcription factor activity, RNA polymerase II-specific; RNA polymerase II cis-regulatory region sequence-specific DNA binding
Source: RefSeq, a predicted model, not a curated record